Messenger RNA from Tachysurus vachellii, 3628 nucleotides. It is a transcript of the gene micall2b, whose product is annotated as mical-like 2b. Gene Ontology annotation, molecular function: protein binding. The coding region runs from base 220 to 2589 and encodes 789 amino acids. NCBI's taxonomy places the organism in Eukaryota, Metazoa, Chordata, Actinopteri, Siluriformes, Bagridae. The record is from RefSeq and is a predicted model, not a curated record. The transcript has 17 exons.
GUGUGUAAUUGUUCUGUUGUGACUCCGCCCACUCAGCCACAGUUUGGUUGUUAGUUCUGGGUGAAGUUCCUCGGCUCCUCGGUGUGGAUUUGAAGCUCAGUGUGAUAUCUGCGAGCUCCAUGUGGAUGUUGUUGGUCGUGUUGUGGAUUCUGGCCUGAGUGUGUGUUGUGUUGUUGUGUUGUGUAGUUGUUGUGUGUUGUGUUGUUGUGUGCGCGCACCAUGGCAGCUGUGAAAGCUCUUCAGCAGUGGUGUAAACAACAGUGUGAGGGAUACAGAGACGUGUCUAUUACCAACAUGACCACGUCGUUCAGAGACGGACUGGCUUUCUGCGCCCUCAUCCACAAACACAGACCGGAUUUAAUAGACUUUGACUCCUUGAGAAAAGAAAAUAUAUUUGAGAACAACCACCUGGCGUUCAGAGUCGCAGAGGAUCAGCUGAGCAUUCCAGCUCUGUUGGAUGCAGAAGACAUGGUGGCACUGAAAGUUCCGGAUCGUCUCAGCAUCCUCACCUACGUCUCUCAAUAUUACAACUUCUUCCACGGCCGCUCUCCCAUCGGGGGUUUGGCAGGAGUGAAGCGUCCAGCAGAGGAACCCAUCGAUGGUUCGUCAGGGAGGAAGAACCCAGCGGUCACCGCUAAAGCCUACAGCUCUCCUAAACCUGACACUGACACCAAGAGAGACGUUGUAGUAGAACGUGCUGAAAAACCCAGCACCAUCAACCGAAACUGCAGCAUCUGUAAUAAACACGUCCACCUUGUUCAGAGACACCUCGUGGAUGGAAAACUCUACCACCGAAACUGCUUCAAAUGCAGCGAGUGCUUCAAUAUUCUCCUCUCUGGAACGUACAAGUCUGGAAAAGAGCCGAACACCUUUAUCUGCAAGUCACACCAGAACACACAGAAGCCUCCCCCCACUCAGGUCACACCACCUGCACGCUACAGUCAAACUACACCCACCACCACCACCACCAUCACCACCAAGGCAGCAGCGAGCCCAAAGGACAUCAUAAAAAAACAUCUGGAAAAAGAUUCCACCCAAAAUAAACCACAACCAUUUUGGGUUUUGAGUAAGAAUGGAAGCUCUGCUGCCCCUACAGCUGCCCCUACAGCUGCUCCUACAGCUGCUCCUACAGCUGCCCCUACAGCUGCCCCUACAGCUGCCCCUACAGCUGCCCCUACAACUGCCCCUACAGCUGCCCCUCGCUAUAAAUUCACAUCGUCACAUUCAGUGGCUGUAACGGUGAAGAUUCCGUCUGAACAGAAGCUUCCCUCAGAGACGCCCAAAGAGCCGAGCAGCUCAGUGCUGAGGAACAUGGAGGCCAGAAACAGGUUCUUUGAGUCCACCAGUAGAACUGUGUUGGUCUCUAAAGAUGGUCCAGGAGCAGGAGGUGCAGGAGCUGCCGGAGGUGCAGGUAAAGGCAAGCAGCAGCUACGAGCAGAAGACUGGACAAAAGACAAGAAAAAAGAAAAGGAUGAUGGUGAUAAGGAGAAAGCGAAGUCUGUCAUUAGUAAAUUUGUGACUGAUGAAACCAGCAGAAGCAGCAGCUCACCUUCUCCAUACGCACUGAGAUCUAAUGCUAAGAGUAACAUGCCACAUGUUCCUGCUGCCAGCAAAACGCCAAACACCAGAGUGUUGCUCAAGCCACCGGCCAUGGACCUGGACCUCAGUACAAGCCCCAGUUUAACUAAAACCGCCAACUGGCAGCAUUCCAGAGAGAAAUCUCCAGCGAGAGCAGCGACCACACAGCCAACUAACAGCAAGGAAAGUUCUACAGCUCCUUCAGACUGGAGGUCUUUACUCAAACCUGUGGCCAAGAACACAAAACCCAGAAGCUCCCAGGACUCCACACCUACCAGCGAGUCCAAGACGUCUAACGCGGGGUCUCGACCAUGGGAGUCGCCCACGAACAUCUCCUCACCUUCAUCUACUGCUUCUCCUUCUACAAACAGCAGCAGUAUGAAAUCUGACUCGACUCCCAGCCGAGGUGCUGAGGAGGGACUUAAAGACUAUAAUGUUGAAAGCAGCACGUCACUCUCACAGAAGCUGUUGAAGCCGGACUACAUCCCGAGAGAGGAGAUCCUGAGGGAGCUGAAGGAGAUCGAGAUGAAGCUGAAUGAUCUGGAGAAGAAAGGAGUGGAGUUGGAGAAGCAGCUGAGGCAGUGUGAGGAAGAGAACCAGGAGGACGUCUUGACGAAUGACUUGAUGGUGGACUGGUUUACUCUGAUCCGAAGCAAACAGGUUUACAUCCGACGCGAGUCUGAACUCGUCUACGUUGGAAGAUCUCAGGACCUGGAGGAGGAGCAGCCUAAUGUUGAGGCAGAACUUCGCAAACUGAUGGAAAAACCAGAACACCUGAAGACUACAAAGGAUAAAAAACGAGAAGAAGAACUGAUGGCCAAACUGGUAGAAAUAGUUAAUGACAGGAACGCUAUUGUGGACGGACUCGAUGAGGACAGACUGAGAGAGGAAGAGGAAGAUGAGCAGCUGAAUAAGAUGAUGCAGAAUCUUGACAUAAAGAAGGAAAAGAAGAAAAGAUCCUCCAUGUCCAGGCUGUUUGGCUGGAAGAGUAAGCAUGAGGCUGAGAGCUGAAGUUGUGUGUUGUGGUGGACGAGGACAUCGAUCAUGGACUCUGUGUGUGUGUGUGUGUGUGUGUGUGUGUGUGUGUGUGUGCGUGUGUGUGCGCGUGUGAGGUUAGUGUUCCACUUUUAAAACUAUGUAAUGAACUGAUCCUGCAUCAUGGUUCACUACAGAAGAUCCAGAACAAUAUGUUUGUGUAGAGACGUCGUCAUGUGUCCGAGUCCUGAGAUGAUCACGACGAACUGCUGCUGCUGAACAUGAAGAAAAGUGUCCAGUGUGUCUGAGAGGAAAUGAACUUGUGUACAGAGAUCAAUAUCAUUGCUUAGGAAACGACCUGUGUGUGUGUGUGUGUGUGUGUGUGUGUGAGCUCUGUGUGCGUGUGUGUGAGCUCUCUCUGUGUGUGUGAGCUCUCUCUGUGUGUGUGUGCCUGUGUGUGUGUGCCUGUGUGUGUGUGUGCCUGUGUGUGUGUGCCUGUGUGUGUGUGCCUGUGUGUGUGUGCCUGUGUGUGUGCCUGUGUGUGCGCCUGUGCAUGUGUGUGCGUGUGUGUGUGCGCCUGUGUGUGCCUGUGUGUGUGUGUGUGAGAGAGAGAGUUCUGUGUGUGUGCCUGUGUGUGUGAGAGAGAGUUCUGUGUGUGUGUGUGUGUGUGUGUGUGUGUGUUGUAUUUUCUGUACUGGGUUAAAACACUUGAUCAGCGAAAUCCUGAUUCAUGUUAAAUUUCAGUCGUCUGUUGUUUUUGUACAGAUUUUACAGAUUUUACAGAUUUUACAGAUCAGCUGUAACCCAGCAGCUGAGGGUGCAGUGCCUCAGUGUGGCCUGCAGGGGGCAGUCGGGCUCUUACACUAAGCACCGGACCGGUACCGGUUUCUGACUGUAUGGACAAUAUGAAGGAGUCGGUGUUAACAUCUAAAGUAUUAAUAUUUAUCUUUAUAUCUUUACAACCGCUGAGUUCUGCAUGAAACGUGGAAUUCACGUGAUGUUGAGUUUUAUUCAGAUUACAUGAGAAAUCAUGACGUGUAACAGGAUCAAUAAAGUUUUUCACAAAAUUCUCAAA